CUUUCCAGAACCUCGGCCGGGAAGCGUCUCUCCGUCUCUCCGUCUCUUCGUCUCUCGACGGAAGGCGGAAUUUCAUGGAAGUGUAAAAGAAAGAGAAAAAUAAAGUCGACGGAACGAAGAGAUACACAACAUAUCAUAGAAAACGGAAGAUCUGUUGAUAAUUUGACUUGAAGAAAUAAAAAGAAAAAAUAGUGUUCUCAAUUCCAAAAAAGUAAAAUAAAAAGUGAAAACGAACGGAGAUUAAAGGAACAAUUGUCAAAAAAUAGAAAAAAAGAAAGAAAAACUGAAAAAAUAAGUAAAAAGAAACGAAAAAGAAAGAAAGAAAAGCGCAUCUAAUUAUCAGUGACGUGUAUUGUAUUUUGUUUGUUUAUUUACUUAUCUAUCUAUUAACUCACUCUUUUACUUUCCUCCUUUAUUGUCUUCUUACUCGUUGUCUUAUUCAUUCUUUGAUUUGUGUGCUUAGUCAGUCUGUUUGUUCAUCUUUUUACUUUUCAACUUUUUUGCUUCAAGAAUGUGAGUGACUUCGAUGCUUCGGUACUGGGCAGUGGAAGUAAAGAGAUGAAGACACAACAUCUGACAACUCCAUCUCACCUCUGCCUCUCCUUCUUCGCCUUCGCUGCCGUGUGUGGGCGUGCGGGCGUGGCAGGCAUGGCGGCGCGGCCUGGCGAGGAGGGCGUGGACACGGUGAAGGUGUUCGCCAUGCAGCUGGACAUGUGGGCGCCGCCGAAAGAUGAUGUCCUCAUACGCUACAACCUGACAGACCAUUUCAAGGAGGGUGACGUGUCAGAGUUCCCGGAGGUGACGGUGUGUCUGCGAGCGCGCCCCGUAGUUCUGAUGAGUUACGAGAGCCACAUCUCCAUCGCUACCUCAGACCAGGACAACGACGUGCUGCAUAUGUACCGGCGCGGGGAGCACCACGGCUUCUACUACAACGGCGUGCGUCAGUACGGCUUCCUCAACAUGACCAACGACAUCGGCCUGCAUGAAUGGAGCCACUACUGCCACAACUUCCACCACGGGGAGUACCGCGCCUACAUCCACGGCGAGCUGGCGGCGAGCGGCCCCUUCAGCGUGCCCCACAAGGUGCCCCUCCCCGUCAAGGGCAUCAUCACCAUCGGCCAGGAGCAGGACCUCCUGGCGGGGGGCUACGACACGGACCAGAGCUUCAGGGGCCACAUAGCGCAGGUCAACAUCUGGAACAGGUCGCUCACGCCGGAGGAGGUGCGGGUCCAGGCGGGCUGCGCUAAGUCCCCGAUUGGCAACAUCUUCUCUACGGACAGGGAGGCGGUGGAGCUGCUGGGCGGCGCCACGGUGGAACUGGUGGAGCACUCGUACUUCUGCCGCAAAGAUGUGGAGUACGUGAUCUUCCCCGAGGCGCGAUACAUGGCUGAGUCGCGCCUCACCUGCAAUAGGAUCGGCUAUGAGGUGUACACGCCCCUGAACCGCGCCGACAACAUCGUGCUGCACCAGGAGUCCCUGCGCUUUGCAGAGAACUGCCUAUCCAACUACCACCUUUGGAUCGGUGUCACGGACCAGGAGGAGGAGGACGUGUGGCGGAAGUUCACGGACAACUCGAUCGCGGAGACGCAGUUCGAGCUGAAUGAACCGAACGGCGGGACUGGCGAGAACUGCAUGCUAAUGUUUCUGCCCAACGGCCUGUGGGUGGACACCUCCUGCGUCAUCAAGUGGCCGGCCUGCGUGCCCUGCGAGGUGGACAGGACCUCACCGCUGCGCCUCCGGGGGUUCUGCUUCUCCAACGAGGCGGAGACGUUUUACGAGGUGCUGGGGUACCGCGGGGAGAAGCCCUACCUGCACGGCUACUACGGCUUCAUGGUGUACCGCAGCAGCAACUACACCUGGGAGAUGUUCGACACCACGGUGGGGGAGGUGGUGGGCAUCCUGGACGUGCCCUCCAAGGACUCCUACCCCAUAGGCCGCCACACGUGGACGCUGCGCCGUUCAAUGUGCAACUACCUGAUCGGGUCGCGCAUCCCUCUCAGCUUCUCGAUCUGCGACAACGACGAGUUCACCUGCGCCAACGGGGACUGCAUCCCCAAGGAGCGGCGCUGCAACGCCAAGGACGACUGCUCAGACCUGUCCGACGAGGAGGACUGUCAGUUCAUCGUCCUGCCGAAGGGCUACCGAUCAGAGCGCCCGCCGGAUAAUGAGACAGAAGGCCUGGCAAUUAACCUUGCGUCAGUCGUGAGAGUCCUUCGCUUCAUGGAGAUCUCAGACAUUCGCAGGGUCAUCAACGUGGAGUUUACAGUGGAGAUCACCUGGAAUGAACCGCGCCCCAAGUACUACAACCUCGGGGACACGCUGGAGUGGAACAAGCUCUCGGAGACGGACCGGGGCAAGCUGUGGACGGUGAAGCUGCAGUUCCCCAACGUGUACGACGGAAACAUCAAGCUGCUGUCUGAGGAGCUGUACCUCAACAAGAUUGCAGGACCCAUGCCGCCUGACUACAACAACGUGAGGAUGGAUACUGUGUACCACGGCAAGUCCGCCAUGAUGGUACAGCGGCUACAUUACAGCGGUAUCUUCGCCUGCACCUUCGACGUGUUCUAUUACCCGUUCGACAGCCAACACUGCUUCCUCCAACUGCAGCUCUCUGUCAGGCGCGAGCUGGUCAAGUUCUCUGAAGAUAGGGCCCAAGUGGAGUACCUGGAGGACCCCAAGCUGCCGGCCUACAUUCUAAAGGGCAUCUUUAUCACUGUGUUGGAGAGCGGCAGCAAUGAGACCAGAUAUUCAAUGCUUAAUGUGGAGUUCGUGUUGGCGAGGCGGUGGAAGAUGAUCGUGCUGACUGUGUACCUGCCCACGGCCAUGCUGCAGCUCGUAGGCUACACUACUCUCUUUGUCAACGUGGCCCUCAUGGACGUCCGCAUGGCCGUCAGUUUAACAACGCUUCUUGUGCUGUACACUCUCUUCAGCAACACCUCGGACGCCCUUCCCACGACAGCCUACGUGAAGCUCAUAGACGUGUGGUUCUUCUUUUGCAUCUUCCUGCUGUUCUUCAUCAUCGUUAUUCAUACGGUGGUGGAACAUAUGGUGAAUCUAUCGGAGAACAAGAACUUCACGCAGGUUCUCCCCUUCGACCCCAGACGCACCAUGGAGAAGUCAAUGCGUCCGUCCUCCCCAGAAGCCGAGCGCCUCCUGUUCGCCUGUAGGUACAUUCUGGUGCCGGGGAUCAUCUUCUUGUUCAAUAUCAUCUACUGGGGCCUGGUGUUCAGUGAGACUUUCUGAGCGUUUGACACUUUCACUGUACAAGCCCAGGGUCUAACCGCGGGAAAAUCAAAUACCUAAACGACUAAGAGAAAUAAAACUGGUGAAAUAUAAAAGAUCCCCCGACAAUACAAAUAUUUAAAUAAAUAAAUAGUUUAGUUUACCGGACCAGAAACUAAAGUAAAUAUAUAUGAAAAAAAAUAAUAAAAAAAAUAAAUAAAUAAAUACAUAAAUAACUGAUGAAAUAUGAAAAAACUCCCAUCAUAGAAAAAAAUACACAAAUGAGUAAAAUAAAAAUAAAACUGAUAGAAUAUACAAGAAUCCUUUCCCAUUUCCAUCCUUGCCUCUCAUAAAAAAUAAAUAAAUAAAUAAAUAAAUAAAAAUACGUACAAACCAAACAAAAGAGUAAGGUCAAAGUAGGUACGCACCGCAUCACCUGGCGGCAUCUCACCUUUAAUUAGCAGCUUAAAGGUAACGGGUCGGAGCUUUUUAUUCACCUGUUGUGUAAUAUAUGCCCAUAAACUGUAGGGCAGGUGUAUGUAGGGGGCACUUGAAUGAAUCUUGGUUAAUGUGUUACGACUUGUCACCUUCAUUUUUUUUUUUCCUUGCGUUUUAUCUUUCUUAUUUUUGUUUGUUUAUUUCAUUCGUUUAUGUGUUUAUAUUUACUUUUUACUUAUCUUUCUAUCUCUUUUAUUGUCUUGCUUUUGUUUUGUUCGUGCUUUUAUUAGUUUAUUUCUUUAUUUGUCUAUUUAGUGAUUUAUUAUUUUCUUAUUUAUAUAUCUGUCUAUCUAUCUAUACAUUUUCCUAUCUGUUUCUUUAUCUAUUCAGUUAUAAGGACUAGAGAGAUUACAUAAUAUGGGCUGUUUCAUUAUUAUUAUUAUUAUUUAACCUUCAAACGACUGAUGUAUUUGCUGGAAAGAUUAAGAAAAAAAGAAAUACAACGAAGAGUACAUAGUGUAAUAAUGAGGUAUAUUUUCUCUAUGUGUGUAUCUACUCGUCUAUUUAUCUACGUAAUAUAGCCUAGAUGAGUACAUUAUCUAUACGUAUGCUGAGUCGAAUACAACAAUUUCUAGUC
Messenger RNA from Scylla paramamosain (green mud crab), 4297 nucleotides. RefSeq lists its product as uncharacterized. The transcript has 10 exons. NCBI's taxonomy places the organism in Eukaryota, Metazoa, Arthropoda, Malacostraca, Decapoda, Portunidae. Gene Ontology annotation, cellular component: membrane. Gene Ontology annotation, molecular function: protein binding; extracellular ligand-gated monoatomic ion channel activity. The record is from RefSeq and is a predicted model, not a curated record. Gene Ontology annotation, biological process: monoatomic ion transport. Bases 559 to 3243 code for a protein of 894 amino acids.